Aspergillus costaricaensis CBS 115574 is the source of this 1480-nucleotide messenger RNA. RefSeq lists its product as uncharacterized. NCBI's taxonomy places the organism in Eukaryota, Fungi, Ascomycota, Eurotiomycetes, Eurotiales, Aspergillaceae. The record is from RefSeq and is a predicted model, not a curated record. Bases 181 to 1338 code for a protein of 385 amino acids. The transcript has a single exon.
AUAGCACAAGCAUGUUCACCUGCUGUUGAUCGCGCAUUCUUCACUGCUCUCCUGACUGGUGCCAUUUGGCAGGGAGCAUGUGAAUCCGGCUGGACCGCGUCAUUCUUCAGUCAAACACAUCCCCAUCCCGCUACGGUUCUCGGCCCUGGAAGUGCAGGCCAGGCACAGGCACAAAUAACGAUGGCGGCCACGUUCACAUGCCAGCGCCCCGAUCUUCCUGGUGGCUCUUCCAACCAUCGUCCUCUUUCUCCUACGAUCUCUUCCCCACCGCUCAGCCCAGCGCCAGAGCAUACAUCUACACCUACAUCCUAUUUGAUGACAAAAGUCCCUUCUCUCUCCAUCGUCUCACCCGGUGUGAACGACCCUGAUACAAAAGAAGUAUACGCCACUACCCUCGAAGUCACCGAUAUCACCGUGGGGGCAGGCAGUCCGCCCAUCGUAUCAAUCCCAGUAGUUGAUGAGGAGCUCUCCGACGGUAUGGAGACCACCACCACGACUACUCCAUCACCUUCCACAAAAACAAAUAGUCGACGAACCUCCAAACGCAAAAGAACAACCUCCCCUCCAUCACCAACAACAACCAAAUCUCCCUCACAGCUUCACUCCUCGCGACGCUCCAGCCCUCACAGCCAACACAGCAGCUCUCUCCACUCACACCGCCGCUCCGCAACCACAGCUUCUAUAACACCGAUAUCCGAUCGAACAGCCCGGCGUGAAGACCUGAUAGCUCUGCAUCGUGAAUCAUGCCGUCUAUUCCAAGACGACGGCCUCUCUACAUCUAAACCUAGCCCACGAGCAUCAGCAUCAACAUCAGCAUCUCGACCCCCAUCUUCCAGCACAUCACGCACUCCUCCACGACCUCUGCGCUCUGCAUCCAACGCCAGUUCCCCACCCACACUGCGAACACCACUCUCCAUCUCAACCUACCAAGACCAAAGCAACCAAAACGACUCCCCACGGGCUCCAAUCCGCGCAGCUACUUUCUCAGCCUACGAGCCAGCAUGCACGUCACCCGUGCAACCCACAGUCACAGUAAUCGACUGGACAUCGCCCUCCACACGGAGGCGCGAAUACGAAAAGAUCGACCGCGCCAGCAGUGGAGUACGUGGUUUCUGGCGCCGAGUAGCGCCGCGAUGGUGUCAAUUCGGCGACCACCGCACGCCGUUCUUCGAAGAGGGCAAGGACGGGAAGGGUAACUACGAGGGGAGUGUACGGCGGUUCCGCAUGGAUUUGCCAGAAGAGUGCGAGAGUAAGCGGGGAGGGACCCUUCCGAAGGGUUUCAAAUUAAGCCGGAAGACGGUGAUUCAUCGAAUGGGAGGGAGAGUGAAGACAGCUUAACCAUUUCCUGGAGUAUAGCAUUAGUUGUUGUUAUCAGUCCCAGCGUGCUUUAUUUCUGGCGGAUGAUUGAUUGCAUUUGAUACCCAGCUAGAUGCAUUCUUUAUAAUGAUAUACGAAUCAUACAGACACCAGUAUGCAUAUG